AAUAGUGUGAUUUGAAUUAGAGUAUUUAGAGUCACAUUACUUUAGCCAACUUGUCUACUUCCAAGCAUGUCGUAUACUGCCAUGUUUAGCUGGACGCACAUAUAGCAACUCAAUUUUAACUACAUUUCGCAGAAACAGAAGCGCAUUUUACAGAUUUUGAAAGUUGCUCUGCCUGUUUUCAUGCUUGCUUACUAAUUCUAAAACUCAAACCCUCCAAAAAAAACAUCCAAAUUAAGAAGGAAGAAGGAAAAGCUCAUUCCAUAUGAUCUCCACCAUGGAAGACUCAACGUCCGGUUCGAGAAGGCGAGACGAGCCGGAGUUCAGCCUGAGAGAGUGGGCAGUGAAGGCCCGAAUCAGCCGCGAAAACCCGAAUUCCAGAAGGUUUUCAGCUUCCUAUAUUCCAAGCUUCAGAGAGGACACAAGGUCUUUCAGAUCAAACAUUACAAUCUCCAGCACUGCUUCUUCCCCUGGCUAUAACUUAAGAGAUGAAAUCGACCCGGCAACGUACUCAUUCACCACAGCCCUCAAAGCAUUGCAGGCAAGGUCAGCUUAUCAUAGUUGGGAAACGUUAUCACCAGAAGGGUUUGUUUUGAAUUCAAAGUGGAAUGAAGCAGAGAAAUACAUAUGCAACCCUCUAUCAGGGCAGGUUCCGAUGGAGUGUUUAUCUGCAAAAACACUUAGCGGAAGAUCGUUUCGCAACGCAACGAAUCGAUUCACAAUGUCUGCACCUCUUGUUUACUCUUCUCACACGAGACCAAUCCAUACAACCAACACUGCCAAGCCUUCUUCUAAUCCUACAAAAGAAGAUUUGGCUCCUCAAUUUCCAGUUCCAGCAAAGAAAACAGAGGGCAUGACUCGAGAUGUUGGGACUCAAAGCACUCCUCCUGAUUGGGGUUCAAGUAGUAGUCCUAGCUCUACUUCAACCCCUCCGAUCGUAGAGAGAUCGUUAAACCGAUUUCGAGGAGGAGAUUCGUCUAAAACAAGUGCAAAAUUAAAAUCUGACGACGAGCGAUGUGUUUAGGAUGAUAGGACAACUCAAUGAAGGCUGCAUUUUGUGGUUGGUGUCAUAAAAUUGAAGUAUUCCCUUCAAGGAGGGGACUAGCAGAUUGAAUUGGUCCCUCUUUGGUUUCGUGGGACAUGCCUAGCUUAGUUCUGUUUCCUCGAUAUUUUCCCCCAAGUGGCCCUGCUUUCCAACGGAAAGGGAUCCUCUCCGUCCCUUCCACCAAAUCCACCAAGUUCACAAAUUCGGGUCUUUUAAAUUUAAUUCAACGGUUACAAAUAGGAGCUCACUUUAAAAGUUAUAAUAACUUUAACCGUUGUAUCAAAUUUCAAAUGCCCGAAUUUAUGGCCUUCGUGGACUUGGUAGAAGGGCUCUGGAGAGGAUCUAUUUCCCCUUCCAGCACAUAAACUCUCCUCAGAAUAUCAUUUUGCCUCCAAUAAAAUGAAAAUGUUGGGUAGGGUAAGCUGUCAUGAAGUGUCUGGACCGUGUGGAUUAAGAGUUGUAUUUAUAAACGGUCCAAUAGUACUCAAAUACAGUUGGACUCGUUUUGUUUUAAUAAUGUCUGAUCAUUUAUUUGGCCAAGAUGUUCUUAGUUUUCCACUUACAUUAAAUGGGAAUAUUUAAGCUAUUCACGCACUAUUAUCAUAUAAGGUAGUACAUAAUUGAUUAGUAAUAUGAUACUGAGUUAUCUCUAUUGUAAUAAGGUUCUAUCGUGUCAUAGAAUAAGUUUCCAAACAAUUUGCAUGUCCACAAUUGUGUUCUUUUUCGACCACGUUCUUUUUGUUUUUGUGUGGCACCCUUAAGAUUCUUCAAUGCAAAUGUUAAAAAGGAUUCUUCACUUUUUCUCCUCCCUUUAAUCCUUGGGGUUCUCAGUGAAAGUGCCCCAUCACUGGUAUAUUGGUUCAUCUUUUUGGAAAAGAUAGCCAUGUGUUUCAGGGUUUGUUACUUGAUGAUUUUACUGUUUAAG
Molecule: messenger RNA, 1967 nt
Organism: Pyrus x bretschneideri (Chinese white pear)
Lineage: Eukaryota; Viridiplantae; Streptophyta; Magnoliopsida; Rosales; Rosaceae
Exons: 5
Coding region: 263-1021 (252 amino acids)
Source: RefSeq, a predicted model, not a curated record